GUCGUCAGAAUUUUGAUGACGUGACAUACGGAAGUGCUGACUGGGCUGACAUUGAGUUUGACUGCCUAGUUAGCCACACUACUCGACCCAGUGAAAAACGGCCCGUUUUUGCAGUUCAUUUUAAUUUAGUUUUACUUUAUUUUUUUUACAAUUUAACUUUACUUUUUGUUAGCCCAAGUGAAAAAGAAAGGGCAGAAUAAGGGGUCUGCUCAUUCUUCUUGUCGAUUCCCUUUCUUCAUUGCUGGAGGCGGAGGAUGCUAGGGAAGACGACGAUCGUAUAGGGAAAGCAAGGAUAAGGGCAGAGGAAAGAAGCGGUCCACUCGUGUCGAUCGGAAAAGUGUUUUGAAUUUGAAGAAAGCACAAUUAGGGGAAUUGUCAGAAACUAAACCCAAACAGAAGGUACAUAAAAGCACAAUAGUUUUUAGGGUUUCUGUCGAUCUUCCCUGAUCAUCCAACAAAAUGAGUUCGAUAAGAAGAGGAGUGGAAGGAAGGAAGGAACGAAGAGUAUGGAGAAGGUUAGAAGAUCGGUCGUGCUUACCUCCGCCUCCCUGCAGAUCGCAGCCUCCUCUCCUACCCGUUCGACCACCUCCAGCAGAGAAGAAAGGGAAGGAAGACAAAGUCAACCUCCCCUGCCCGAUCGACACGAGUGGACCGCUUCUUUCCUCUACCCUUAUCCUCGCUUUCCCUGUACGAUCGUCGUCUUCCCCGGCAUAUUCUGCCUCCAGCAGUGAAGAAAGGGAAUCAACAAGAAGAAUGAGCAAACCCCUUCUUCUGCCCUUUCUUUUUUACUUGGUCUAACAAAAAGUAAAGGUUAAUUUCAAGUUUGGUCACUGGAUUUACAAAAAACGUUCUUGUUUGGUCACUAGAAAUAUUUAAUUCCAUUCAUGGUCACUAAAAUCAGUUCAACAAUUCAAGUUUGGUCACUCUCCGUCCAACUCCGUUAACUUUUGCUGAUGUGGCAGUCAACUCUCAUAGUUGACCGUUAAAUGAAUGAUGUGGCAAUUAAAAAAUAAUUAAAUUUAAUCUUUCAUUAUUUCCACCUCAUUUUCACAAUUAUUAAAAAAAGAAAAACCCUGAAAAAUAAGGUAAAAUAAAAGAGAACUUCUAUUCUCCCGCACGUCGACGGGUUUCCGACAAUAGAUCUCUUCACCUCCUCUCUUCUCCAUCCGGAUCUUCCUCCCAUAAUCGACCCCCAACCCUCUCGCCUCAGUUUCGAAGCUCCAUUCCAGAGGUAAGCCCCUCAACGAACGGAUCUCGAUGUCGGCAGCGCCCGGAACUCGCUUGUCGCCGUGCUUGGUUUCGCGAACGAAGAAGGGAGAGCUCAGAGCUGCUUAAUUGAUGUCGCUGCUUGUUUUAAUAUGGAUCAAGAGGCAGAGAGAGAGAUGGAACCAUCAGGAAGGCACACUUGCGAACUGGGUACAUUCUGUAUGGGUUCGGGUUCGAUUCGGUGGACGAUGAUUAUAAGCUGGUGAGGAUGGCAAAUUUCAUCACAGGAGCAAUUCCUGGAAGAUGAUUUUGGAUGGGGCUUUCUCGGAGCUUAGUCCGUCCACCUCCCGCCAAAAAAAUUGCGACUGCUCGGCAACGGCGAGGAGGAGCAGGAGUAGGUGAACGUCGACAAGGAAGAAAAAAAGGCGGCGUUCGAUUCACGUCGCAACGGCGGAGGCUUUCUAUCGAUGUUGAAGAAGCUGUAGUUAAUAUGCGGCGGUGGUGGGGAGAAGAAGGCAAGGAAGAAGGGAGCGCGUCUGGCGGUGUACAUCGGUGAGGAAUUGCGGCGAUCCCACUCUGUAUCCGAUUCUUGCAUAAGCCCUUGCAUUAGGUUUUGCAUAUAUAGGAGAGGUAUGGAGUUCUCGUUCCAUUGGGUGCUGCCUUAGAGGGCUAUGCUGGGCUUGAAGAAUUAAAUUGUCUCUUUUGACUUUUUUGCUAAGAAGUUUGAUGAAGUGCCUCAGCCUGAGUAUGAGAAUGAAGAUAUGAGCUACCAAGUUGAUGUGGGGUUCUGAGAGAGGGGCAGCUGCCACGAAUAUAUCGGGCGACGGUAAGGAUUUAGGUAUUAUAAUUUUUUUUUGUUUUAUUUAUUUAAAUUUAUUGUGCAAAUGAGGUGGAAAUAGUAAAGAUUAAAUUUAAUUAUUUUUUAAUUGCCACAUCACUCAUUUAACAGUCAACUAUGAGAGUUGACUGCCACAUCAGCAAAAGUUAACGGAGUUGGACGGAGAGUGACCAAACUUGAAUUAUUGAACUGAUUUUAGUGACCACGAAUGGAAUUAAAUAUUUCUAGUGACCAAACGUGAACGUUUUUUUGUAAACUUAGGCCCCGUUUAGUAUUGUUGCUUGUUUCUGUUUUUUGUUGUGGUUUUUCAAAUUGUAGAAACCAAGAAAAAAAAAUAUGUUUAGUUGAGUUUUUAAUUUUUGUUAUGAAACAGAUUUACACAACCAAACCAAAAUUAAAGAAACAACAAAAGAUUGCUUUGGAUGUGUUUCCCCUAUCUGUUGCACACGGGUUUUUUUAUAGGUUUUCAUUAAAAGCUUUUUUACCUUUCUCUUUCCCAGCGGCGCCCUUUCUUCUUCUUCUUCUUCUUCUCCUCCAUUUCACGACCCAUCGCCUAUGGCCUCCCCUCUAUCAUCUGACUUGCCGCCUCUGCAACUCUCUCUCAUCAUUCUGGCGCUGCUUUAGACCUUUAUCAUCCUUCCGCCGCCAAACUCGAAUUCACUGACGGUAGGAUCCUAAAAUCCCCGUCUUUUUCUUUCCAAUUCAGAUCCCACUCAAAAUCCCCUUCCUUUUUCUUUCUAAUUCAGAUCCCACUCCUAAUCCCCUUCUUUUUCUCUCUUUGCUGCAAUGGUGAUUGGUGAGACAGGGGAAAUCCAGACGACUUCAUUUCAGGGGCCUGUGGGGCAGUAGAAGCGGCUUCUUCAGCUUCAAGGUCGGGCGGCAAAUUCCCCAUUCCGGAUCGACAAGUUCACCUCAUGAAUAGGAAUAGCCGAGGACGGCCGCCACUUACAUUUGCUUGUUUUUUUGCCAAGAACAGAAGCAGCAGAGGACGAACAAGAUUUCAAGAUCUUGAUUUUUUUAACUCUUCAAAUCAACGAAAACAGCAGAAGUAAACAUGUUUUUCUUUUGAUUUUUUUGUGUUUCAUAAUUUGUCAAUUUUGUGAGAUGAACGCGUUGUUGAUUUCAGUUGUGUUGGAGUUGUUGUUGCUUUUCUGUUGGCAAAACCUUGACAAAACACAACUAGUUAAAAACUAUACUAAACAAGGCCUUAGUGACCAAACUUGCAAUUAACCCCAAAAAGUAAAGUUAAAUUGUACAAAAAAAUAAAGUAAAAUUAAAUUAAAAUG
This is a messenger RNA of Linum trigynum, 3330 nucleotides long. NCBI's taxonomy places the organism in Eukaryota, Viridiplantae, Streptophyta, Magnoliopsida, Malpighiales, Linaceae. The record is from the annotation of a GenBank genome assembly.